GGACUUUGUUCGGUUCCGAACGUUUAUUUUUUUUUGUAUUGUUUAUGUUUUGAUCAAUUUUUUGUUUUGUAUGACCCACUCUGUAUGUUAAUGCCCAAAGAACCAUCUUUCCCUUCAUUCCCCUUCCCAUUUGACCCAUGUUCCCCCAUUCAUCGUAAUUUGUCUUUUGAAUGAUAAGUUUACCAAUACCUUUCCCUAAUUAGUCUUAAAAAAAGUAAAACCCUUCUAGAAGCUUCUCCCGUUUUCCAGAUCAGUCAUUUUUUGUUGUUUUUGUUUUAUUUUUGCAUUCCAACUGAAAGGGGAGGAGCCUAUUUUGUACCAAUCACUCACUCACACUACUAAAUUUUCUAGUAUAUAAGUGACCCAUGUAGCGCAAAGCGAAUCAGUUUUAUUUUGAACGUCGAGGAAUAAACAUCGUUUAGAAAGUGAAGCAACCCGGAGUUUUCCUUUCCCACCGAGAAGCCAACAGUCCUGCCUCCACUGACGAAGCGAAGCGACCGCUCGCUGCUGUUGCCUACGAGAUACAGUCCACCGCUCAACCGAGCAAAUUCCGAGCAUUAGCGCUGUUCCUUCAGACCGCUCCACAACUCGACCCCACCAGUGGUAAUCGAUUGUGGAUACCGGUUUGACUGCACACGGACAGACUAAUACUCCAGAAGGUGCCAACCGAUCAGUCGUUGCUGGAGCACCAACAAGGAAUUUUCAGUGCCCCAUCGGUCCGCUCCACGAUCAGAGCUUUCCGGUAACCUGUUGUGGAUACCGGACCGACUUGCACACGGGUUCAACUGAACUUUCCUGGCCUGUUGGUGUUGGCCAGUGGCAAAUUUCGGCUGCCCUUCUCUGGUUCCGUUCCCCGUCCGGAUCUGCCCACAUUGUGCACCGCACAUUGUUUGGUCCUUCGAACCGGAUGCAGCAUCGGUGCCUUCGCGCAGUUGGAGGAAAUUUAGCGGCUGAGGUGGAGGAACGAAAUUUCCGCAAGUGUUCCCGCGCCACCGGUGGCGUCGUUCGCGUUUCGAGAAGUAGUCCGCGCGAGUGACGCUGUGAAAAGUGAAACACGUCGAAACACGUUUCGACAAGGACAGUUAAGUAGUGCUUGUGUGUGUGCCCGCCUUGGGCUGAAGAAAAACCGACCGAGUACGGUCUCGAACAGACAAUAAGUGUAAGUGUGCCCCAGGGGGCGAAGAAAGAAGUGAAAAAUCGUGUGCGUGAAGGAUGCUGAUGCACACGCCAACCAAAAGUGAUAAAAUGGCCGAACUGAAGACGCUCAUCCACCUGCGUGGCCAGGCGAAGGCCAAAGUGACCCGAAUCCGGAAAACGAUUGAAGACGUCUCGGCAGCCGGCGUUGUCCAGUUUACCCUGGCCCAGCUGAAGGUAUAUUCUCGGAACCUGGAAGCCCAUUUCCAAGAAUACCUAAGCUUCCACCACCAAAUCACCGCGUUGUUGCCAGCGGAAAAAUUGGAUGACAACGACGCCACCUACCUCCAAUUCGAGAACCACCACACUGAAACCGCAAUGAUGGUGGAAACGCUCAUCCAGUCCGCAACCCCGCAGCCGCCUCCAACGAAUGUGUCCGCACCCGCGAACAGUGCCCAGCUACCACCACAGAUAGUCGUCCAGCAGCAACCGCUGCCGGUUCCAAUCCCUUCGUUUGACGGAAAGCCGGAGAACUGGCCGAGAUUCCAGCAGGUCUUUUCGGACAUUAUGUCACGGUCCAGAGACUCCAACGCCGUCAAGUUACACCACCUUGAGAGGGCACUGUCCGGUGGGUCCGCCGCCAAGAUAAUCGAUCCGAAAACGCUCAGUGAUGGCAAUUUCGAUCACGCUUGGGAGCUGCUGCUUGACGUUUACGAAGACGAAAGGAAAGCAGUGGACUCGCACAUCCAUGGCCUACUGAGUCUGAAACGGAUGACCAAGGAGUGCUCCAAGCAGAUGAGGGAGUUGCUCAAUGAAGUUACCCGCCACGUCGAGGGACUGCGGCUGCUGGAACAGGAUUUGGAAGGAGUUUCCGAAAGGUUCGUCGUCGUCGUGCUGUCAGAUGCUUUCGAUCCCGAAACGAGGAAGCAGUGGGAGACCACCAUUCCCCACAAGCAGAUCCCGUCGUAUGAAGACACCGUCAUGUUCCUGAAGGAGCGAUGCUCACUGUUGGAGCGUUGCGAAGCCAGUCAUCCGAAGCCGUCGUCAGCCAAGGAAUCCAGUCAGAAGUCCAACCCGAAGCUAUCGUCGAAGUCCCCGCCGGUGAAGUCGUUCGCUAUGGCUACACCCGUAGCUAAUAGUGAGGCGACCUGUGAGAUUUGUAGUGCGAGCCAUCCAAACUACAAAUGUGAAAGGUUUGUUGCGCUGACGGUACCCCAACGUAGAACUAAGGUAAGAGAACUUUUCCUUUGUUUCAACUGUUUGAGGAAGGGACACCUUUCCUCAAAAUGCCCAUCCAACAAAUCAUGCCAGGAGUGUCAAGGUAGGCAUAACACCUUGCUACACGAGCCCAAAGUUCCAAAGCCCGAAUCCAAGCCCAUUGUUGAUAAUCCAACGCCCAACCCCGAACCCGCUAAGGUUGUUGUUAGUUCCCAAGUUCCGAAUCCUGUUGAAAGUGUUGCAUCUGUCUCCAAUCCCGUCCAAAAGAUACCUCGUUCGGAUGGCACGCUAUUGCUUACGGCCAUGGUUGAUGUCCUUGACAGCCAUGGAAAUUCCUUCCCUUGCCGUGCAUUCCUCGAUUGUGGUUCCCAACCACAUUUGGUUUCCCGUUCGUUUGUUGAACGAUUGGGAAUCGACCAGGUACCUACCCAUGUAGAAGUUAUUGGAGCUACCGGUAAGCGAUCGGUGCUCGACAGAAAGGCAACACUUUCGUUCCGGUCCCGUUGUAAGGAUUAUCAAGCCCGAAUCGAAUGUUUGGUCACCGAUGUGGUGACUGGUCCCCUCCCCGGUCGUAAGAUGAAUUGUCGGUCUUGGAACAUUCCCUCAGGUCUUUCGCUUGCUGAUCCCACUUUCCAUAUUCCAGGAGAAGUGCAGUUACUGAUUGGAGUUAAACUGUUCUUCGAUUUGAUGCUUCCCGGCCAUUUGGUGCUAGGCCAAAACCUGCCUAUACUCAAGGAGACUCGUCUAGGAUGGGUCGUUGCUGGCGGUGUUGAGGACGUGGAUGAAAAUCAGCACUGCUACACGGCCAGCUUGCGGCCACUCACAGAAUGCAUGGAGAAGUUUUGGUCUGUUGAGUCGGUCGAGAAUAGCAACGUGGCUUCCAAGGAGGAGCAAGAUUAUGAACAACUUUUCAGCUCGUCCACCGUCCGUAACCCAGAUGGUACCUACACUGUCCAUCUUCCAUUGAAGGAAUCCAUGAGUGAACUAGGCAGUAACCGGUCUCUAGCUUUGAAACGUUUCCAUAUCCUGGAGCACCGCUUCAGCAAGAAUCCCGAAUUGAAAGAGGCUUAUGUCGAUUUCAUCAAUGAGUACAAGUCGUUGUCCCAUUGUAAGCAGAUUUCCGAGUCUGAUGAUACCCCAGGGAAAUUAGUUCACUAUCUACCGCACCAUGCCGUCCUCAAGCCAAGCAGUUCCACUACUCGCUUGAGAGUUGUUUUCGACGCCUCGGCUCGAACAGCUGGUCCGUCUCUGAAUGAUGUGUUAAUGAUUGGUCCCACUGUCCAGGAUGAACUUUUUUCCAUUAUCCUACGAUUCCGUAAGCAUCGGUUCGCGAUAACCGCUGAUAUCUCCAAAAUGUACCGAAGGAUUCGUGUGGUCGAAAAUCAUUCUGGGCUCCAGCGAAUAUUUUGGAGGGAAAAUCCUGAUGAUCCGCUCCAAAUCCUGGAGUUGACAACCGUUACCUACGGGACGGCUAGUGCGCCGUUUCUGGCCACUCGAUCAUUGCUGCAGCUUGCACGUGACGAGUGCCAACGUUUCCCAGUAGCAUCCAAGGUAUUAGAAGAAGAUGUCUACAUAGAUGACGUGGUAUCAGGGGCUGAUACCAUUGAGCAGGCCAUUCAGCUUCGCUCGGAUUUAACCGACAUGUUAAAUUCCGGAGGUUUCCCUGUGCAUAAAUGGUGUGCCAGCGACGCAGCCAUCCUAGAUACCGUUCCCGAGGAAGACCGCGAAAAGUAUUUGGUGUUUGAAGAUUCCGACGUGAACAAGGUUAUUAAAACCCUUGGCCUGUUGUGGGAUCCUGAGGAAGACGAAUUCCGUUUCCAUUGUAAGUUGUCGUUCCAACCGUUGCCUAUUCCAACGAAACGUAUCGUCCUCUCCGAAAUUGCUCGUUUGUUCGAUCCUUUGGGGCUUGUGGCUCCAGUUAUAGUCCUCGCCAAGAUAAUUAUGCAACAGUUGUGGAAGGACAAGGUAGGUUGGGAUGACCCGUUGACAGGCGAGAAUCUACAGUCUUGGCUUACGUUUAGAGAAUCCCUGAAAUAUGUUGACUCCGUCAAAAUCCCACGCUUCUUCGGCUUGGUAAGCGUCGAGAGUGUUGAAGUACAUGGAUUCGCUGACGCUUCCCUUCGUGCGUACGGAGCAGCCAUUUACUUACGAGUUGUAUCAGGUUCCGAUGUAAAGGUUUCAUUGCUCUGUAGUAAAUCCAGAAUUGCUCCAUUGUCACCUUUGACGAUUCCCAGAUUAGAGCUAUGCGCCGCCCUAUUGAUGUCCAGACUUGUUCCCAAAUGCAUUGGGUCGUUGAAAAUGGAAAUUCAACGCAUCUGCCUGUGGUCUGACAGCAACAUUGUACUCGCCUGGUUGAAAAGGUUGCCCAAUGAUGUUUUUGUCCGCUACCGGGUGAUGGAGAUCAAUUCAGCCACCCAAGGUUUUAUUUGGUUUUACGUUCGUUCUGAAGAUAACCCAGCCGAUGUCGUGUCCAGGGGGCAGUUGCCGCAAACUCUUGCCAGUAACAGUUUGUGGUGGAAUGGACCGACGUUUUUGAAGCUGCCCCAGUAUGAAGUUCUGAUUCCAGAUCCACUUCCGGAAUCCGAAAUGCCUGAUGAUACACCGAUUGUGCCAAUCGUCUCGGCGACGGUUGUUUCUCCUGACGUACCUUUCUUAGAAGCCUUCGGAUCAUUCCGAAAAUUGCAGAGGGUGAUUGCGUACGUCUUACGGUUUGCAAACAACUGUAGAGUGAGGCACGCCGAUCGUGUGUUAUCCAAACAUUUGACAGUUCCUGAAUUGCGUAAAUCCAUGAUGACUAUUAUCGGAGUCGUUCAACGUCUUGAAUUGUCGGAUGAAAUCAACCUGAUUUCGUCAGGGAAACAUAGUCGUCGUUUAGGUCCACUUGAUCCCAUAUUGGUGGACGGUUUGUUAAGAGUAGGUGGUCGUUUGGAGAAUUCUCACCUACCGUAUGAAGCUCGCCACCAGGUUCUUCUUCCGAAUAAGAGCCCAGUUUGCGAGCUUCUGAUUCGGGACAUGCAUCUCGAAAACCUUCAUCUUGGUCCUUCAGGGUUGAUGUCUCUUAUGCGUCAACGAUUCUGGUUGAUUAACGCUAAAUCAACCAUUCGGAAGGUUUUGCGGAGAUGCGUGACUUGUUUCCGAUCUCGUCCUCGCUGCCUACAGCCUAUGAUGGGUCGCCUUCCGGAGACUCGUGUCGUUCCCUCCGCUCCGUUUUCUCGAACCGGCGUUGACUUUGCCGGACCGGUAUUCGUGAAGGUUGGUCUCCGGAAGAUCGUUCGUGUAAAGGCCUACAUCUGUAUUUUUGUGUGUCUCGCUACCAAGGCCAUUCAUUUGGAGCUGGUUUCCGACCUGUCUUCCGCAGCGUUCGUGGUUGCUCUCCACCGUUUUGUUAGCCGCAGAGGCUUAGUUGAAGAGUUACAUUCCGAUCACGGCACAAAUUUCGUAGGUGCAAAAUCGGACCUCCAUGAACUGUUCCUGAUGUUCAGAGACGAUCAAUCCAAGGGAAGGAUUGAUGAUUUCUGUUCUGGCCAUGAAAUUGUCUGGAAAUUCAUCCCGCCUCGCUCACCAAAUUUUGGAGGGUUGUGGGAGGCCGGGGUGAAGAGUACAAAAACCCAUUUACGAAAGGUCUUAUCUAACGCCUGUCUCACUUUCGAAGAAUUCUGUACUGUACUGACGCAGAUUGAAGCAGUACUUAAUUCGCGUCCACUCUUCGCCAACUCGUUGGAUACCCAUGAACCGUCUGCUUUAACCCCUGGCUAUUUUCUAAUUGGUCGAGCAUUGGUCGCCAUUCCUGAGCCGACGCUUGAAGAUGUACCUGUCAACCGCUUGACCCGUUGGAAAUACUUGCAGUCUCUUCGACAACACUUUUGGAAACGCUGGUCGAAUGAGUAUCUCAACACGCUCCAAGCUCGCUCUAAGUGGCAUAACGGUUCUCCAAACGUUACUCCUGGGCUCAUUGUGAUUAUUAAAGAAGACAACCUUCCACCGCAGUCAUGGAAAUUGGGCAGAAUUGUGAAGGUUUACCCUGGCAAAGAUUUAGUAGUAAGGGUAGUUGACGUUGAAACAUCUACUGGGGUAUACCGUCGUUCAGUAUCCAGACUCGCACCACUUCCAAUCGAAGACAACGAUCAAGUUCUCGCAUCUACAGAUCCACAGUGAAACCCGGCGGGAGAAUGUUCGGUUCCGAACGUUUAUUUUUUUUUGUAUUGUUUAUGUUUUGACCAAUUUUUUGUUUUGUAUGACCCACUCUGUAUGUUAAUGCCCAAAGAACCAUCUUUCCCUUCAUUCCCCUUCCCAUUUGACCCAUGUUCCCCCAUUCAUCGUAAUUUGUCUUUUGAAUGAUAAGUUUACCAAUACCUUUCCCUAAUUAGUCUUAAGAAAAGUAAAACCCUUCUAGAAGCUUCUCCCGUUUUCCAGAUCAGUCAUUUUUUGUUGUUUUUGUUUUAUUUUUGCAUUCCAACUGAAAGGGGAGGAGCCUAUUUUGUACCAAUCACUCACUCACACUACUAAAUUUUCUAGUAUAUAAGUGACCCAUGUAGCGCAAAGCGAAUCAGUUUUAUUUUGAACGUCGAGGAAUAAACAUCGUUUAGAAAGUGAAGCAACCCGGAGUUUUCCUUUCCCACCGAGAAGCCAACAGUCCUGCCUCCACUGACGAAGCGAAGCGACCGCUCGCUGCUGUUGCCUACGAGAUACAGUCCACCGCUCAACCGAGCAAAUUCCGAGCAUUAGCGCUGUUCCUUCAGACCGCUCCACAACUCGACCCCACCAGUGGUAAUCGAUUGUGGAUACCGGUUUGACUGCACACGGACAGACUAAUACUCCAGAAGGUGCCAACCGAUCAGUCGUUGCUGGAGCACCAACAAGGAAUUUUCAGUGCCCCAUCGGUCCGCUCCACGAUCAGAGCUUUCCGGUAACCUGUUGUGGAUACCGGACCGACUUGCACACGGGUUCAACUGAACUUUCCUGGCCUGUUGGUGUUGGCCAGUGGCAAAUUUCGGCUGCCCUUCUCUGGUUCCGUUCCCCGUCCGGAUCUGCCCACAUUGUGCACCGCACAGACUUCGUGAAAAUCGUUCUACUCGUAUUUAUUCCCGCUCUCCUUAUUACACCCUCUAAAUCAAUGUUGAAUAGCAAGCUCAAAAGACCAUCACCUUGCCGUAACCCUCUGUGAGAUUCGAUGGGACUCGAGAGUGUCCCUGAUACUCGAAUCACGCACAUCACUCGACUCAUCGUCGCCUUGAUCAAUCGUAUCAGUUUAUCCGGGAAUCCGUAUUCGUGCAUAAUCUGCCAUAGCUGUUCUCCAUCGAUUGUAUCAUACGCCGAUUUAAAGUCGAUGAACAAGCGAUGUGUGGGCACGUUGUAUUCACGGCUUUUCUGCAGCACCGGGCAGAUGGCGAACAUCUGGUCCGUUGUAGUGUGUUCACCCAUGAAUCCAGCCUGAUAUUGCCCCACGAACUCUCUUGCAAUCGGUGAUAGACGGUGGCAUACAAUUUGAGAGAGUAUCUUGUAGGCAGCCCACAGUAGAGGAAUUCCACGGAGUCAUGUCAGUCGAUCCUGAGCGACCAUUUCAAAAAUAUCUGAAACUUUGCACAGUUUUUCAAUUUCAUAUAAAUCGCCAUUUUUUGAUAUUAAACCUUCAUAUUCACUCACGACUAACUUUUCAAAAGGGUGUAUGCGAAAAUAGUUCUAAAAUAUUCUAAAAGCUGUACAGCAAAAACGGAUUGUUCGAUUGUUAUAAAUUUUUCAGCAAAGUUAGAUAACUAAAUGAUGAUUCCUUAGAAAAUAUACACUGUAAAAAAUUUCUUUUUCUACUUUGAAAAAAUAUGAUAUUUGUCACAAAAACUCAAAUAUCUCAAAACCCUAUCUUUUUACCAACUUCAAUUUUUUAGGGGAAAUGGCCCAUUAUAUCAGCUAUCUACCAUAAAAUUUUGGUGAUGGUAAACUGAUAAACAAAAAAGUUAUGACAUUUCAAACAUUUCACAAUUUUUACAUUUAGUAACAAAAAAAAAAAUUUUUCUGUGUAAAUUAUUUCGAGAAUUAUAUUUUGAUGCUGAUUUUAUUGUAAAGGCUACCGCCUGAAUUAAACAAGUUGUUUUCAUGAUACUUUAGUUUGAUUAUUCGUAAUUACUAUAGUAUCUAUUUGAAACUUAGACGCGAUCCAAUGUUGUGAUCAAAAAUAUUGAGAUUGUCAUACUUUUUAUUGUACGUGACUGGUGAAAAAAUCCCUUGAUAGUGUUGAAAAGCUGUUGAUUAUAAGAAAAAUGGAAUUGAAUUUAUUUUUAAGACAAAAGCUGUAUAAUAAAAGUUUUUUUUAUACGCGUAUACGUCUAGUUUAUCCGCAAAAAAAAAAAAUCCCUCUUACACACUUAUUUCUGAAUUGCCUGUUCGGUACUUUUUUGACGAGAUUAUAACAGCAGUACGAUCUCGGUAGUUUCGGUAAUCGAUUUUACUGAGGCUCAGUAAAACAACUGUCAAAAUCGUAUGGAAAAGGUAAACAAUGCAUUUUUGCUGAACGAGUUCGGUGCUCAGCAGUUUUAAUCUCGUCAAAAAAUUACCGAACUCGGUAAUCAAAAUUAAGUGUGUAGAGAACAGACUUUAUGAUCGGAAGAAUGCGAGUAACUUCAACAACAACAAAUGCAUAAGAGGUACAUACCACAGACAAACAGACGAAACGCCUAGAACAAUUUUAGUGAAAAUUCAUCGCCCAGUUCACACUAUCACCACCUGGUGGAAAUGUUUCACGAAACACUGCGUUGUGCAAUAUCGUCAUCAGAAGGCGCUAGUGUGAAACGUCAAACGCAAAGAAAAACGAUGGGCGCUCUUCUUGUUAUGAAAGCCACAACCAAGAUUCAAAAUGAUCGUUGAAGGC
This is a messenger RNA of Aedes albopictus (Asian tiger mosquito), 9214 nucleotides long. RefSeq lists its product as uncharacterized. Gene Ontology annotation, molecular function: nucleic acid binding; zinc ion binding. The record is from RefSeq and is a predicted model, not a curated record. Bases 1213 to 6507 code for a protein of 1764 amino acids. The transcript is spliced from 2 exons. Gene Ontology annotation, biological process: DNA integration. NCBI's taxonomy places the organism in Eukaryota, Metazoa, Arthropoda, Insecta, Diptera, Culicidae.